UCAACGGCGGAGGAAAUUCAAGGGGUUAUUAUAAAUAGAAAACAAAUCCAUCUUCCUAACUCAGUAUAUAAGUAAAACAAAAAGGCCGACGGCUAACAACCCUAAUCCGAGCCAACCUCUUCCUCCAAGUCCAAAGCCCAUUACACGCCGUUUGAUUCUUCCCGCCGUUGCUCUUCUCUCUGCGUCUGUGACUAUGGACCCCAACCCUUAUUCCGAGCUCGUUGACAACAAAGUUAAUGUCGAGAUUGAAUCUUCCGACACGCAACCAAUCAAGCGGAGGAGGAAGAGGAAGUCUAUGGUGUGGGAUCACUUCACCACCGAGACAACCACCUCCGGAACCACCAAAGCCUUUUGCAAACACUGCAACAAGUCCUACGCAUACAUGUCUGGCGGCAAAGCUUCGGGGACAAGCCACCUCAAGCGUCACAUCGAGUUAGGUAUUUGUGAUAAGUGCCCGAACACAAACCUGGUCCCUCAAGUCAACGAUGGAACCGCUUCUUGUCCUCCUCCCAAGAAGCGUCAGAAGAGAUGUGCUAAUGCCCCUCUGGAUCAAGAUGGAUGCAACCGUGAGAUGGCUAAGAUGAUCAUCAUGCAUGGCUACCCUCUUCACAUGGUGGAGCAUCCUGGUUUCACUUCUUUCGUUAAGACUGUUCGUCCUCAGUUUGGAAUGCCAAGGUUUGAUACUGUCCAUGGGGAUUGUGUUAACAUGUUCUUGUCUGAAAAGCAUAAACUUUCGGAGUUCGUUGGAGAGACUCCUGGGGGGGUUAGCCUCAGUGUUGACUUGUGGUUAUCAAAGCAAUCAGUGGGUUACGCCUUUGUGAGUGGACACUUUGUUGAUAAAGACUGGAGCUUGAGUAACCGUCUUCUCAAUGUUGUUGUUGUGGCUUGUCCUGAUUCGGAUUCCGCGUUGAACCAAUCUAUCACUGCUUGCUUAUCUGAAUGGAAGCUAGAGGGGAAAGUUUCAAGUCUCACUGUCAGCCAAUCACAAGUGAAUAAAACCUGCGCUGAUAAUCUUAGAGGUUUCUUGACUUUUAAGAACCAGCAUGUGUUGAACGGUCAGUUAUUAAUAGGGGAAUGCUACGCUCGUCUCCUAACCAGUAUGGCGCAAGAAGCACUUGCGGCUGAGGAGGUUCGAGGACCAGUAAAGAAAGUCAGAGACAGUGUAAAGUAUGUUAAGACAAACGACGCUUGUGGAGAGAAGUUUGAGGAGGUGAAGAGACUGUUUCCAGCUUCUGCUCCGUACAAAGAUCUUGUAAUUGACAACAAAGGGAGAUGGGACACGAGUUACAAGAUGUUGUUGGCUGGUUUAGAGCAUAGACAAGUGUUUUCUUGUUUGGAGACUUGUUAUCCUGGUUACAAGAUAUCGAUAUCUAAUGAAGAGUGGAGGAAGAUUGAGAGUCUCUGCUUGUGCUUGAAGGUUCUUUUCGAAGCGAGUGAUGUCUUGACUAGGCCAAAACACUCGACAGCAAAUAAUUUUUUCGAUGUGAUGACUAAGCUUCAGCUAGAGCUUAGCCACCUGGCCAUGGGUGGUGAAGACCUUGGAAACGUUGUGAGCUCGUUGAGGGAGAGAUUCGACUUGUACUGGAGAGGAUGCUUCCUUGUUGUGGCGGUUGCUGCGGUCUUAGAUCCUCGGUGUAAGAUGCAACACGUAAAGGAGACAUUCACUGAGUCAUAUGGUGAAGAUGCAGAACAAUGGAUCAAGACUGUUAGUGAUGCAGUCCAUGAUCUGUACACAAACUACAGUGAUACCAAUCUGCUUGAUUCCUAUGUAGUAGAUCAUGGCUUUGACGAAACAGAAGUGGUUCAAGAACCUCACUUCCAACAAGACAUGCCUCAAGAUGCUGAUAAAGAUGAGAUAAGUCCACAGUCAGAGCAAACCACAGAGUCACAUCAACAAGAGACGCAGCCUAAGGUAGAGAAGCAGCAGAAUGUGAGUGAAGAGUAUCAAGACCACACGUCAUUUAUGGAUGACGUGCUGCUCGAGGAAGGGUCUACUCUUGUUACAGUUGGAGACUCGUUUUCGGACUUUGACAUUGAAAUAUCAGAGAUGAAACCGGAGCUGGAUCAGUACUUAGAUGACAACUUGGUUUUGAAGUCGGAAGACUUUGAUGUACUAAGCUGGUGGAGACUCAACAGCAACAACUACCCCACACUGUCUAAGAUGGCUGCUGAUUUUCUCUCCAUCCCCUUCAGUACUGUCUCAUCUGAGUCUGUAUUCGACACGGAAGUGAAGCAGAUGGACAGUUAUAGGACCUCUCUUCCUCGUGGAACAUUGGAGGCUCUCUUGUGCACCAAAGACUGGCUCAAGAACCAAACAUUAUGAUAUUUUACUCCGUUUUUUUUUAUUUUUGGAUUCGCUUUUUUUAGUUUUGAAAUUAGUUUUUUCAUAUCUGACUUGCUUUAUAACUAUUAACUAUUUGUCUUUUGAUUGCAUAGAUGACUUUGAUUGUUAUUCGUCUCAUGAAUGAC
Brassica oleracea var. oleracea is the source of this 2469-nucleotide messenger RNA. RefSeq names its product zinc finger BED domain-containing protein DAYSLEEPER-like. The transcript is spliced from 2 exons. Bases 194 to 2323 code for a protein of 709 amino acids. The record is from RefSeq and is a predicted model, not a curated record. Gene Ontology annotation, molecular function: protein dimerization activity; DNA binding. Lineage: Eukaryota; Viridiplantae; Streptophyta; Magnoliopsida; Brassicales; Brassicaceae.